AUGAAUACUACUAACGGGGAAUAUCGCGCAGGCUGGGCUGGGGCUCGUUGUGUGUCGGCUCGACUAGAAGAGCAACGGAAGAAGAAGGCCAUGGUUGAUUCGCUCGAGUACUCCGAAAACGUCCCAAACCGUCCGCUUUCAUCAGCAACCAUGGGCGGGUCGAAUGGUGGGGUGGCAAGCGGUGGCCCAGCAAGGACAGACGCCGUAUAUUCACCGAGCCAGGAAUCUAGCAGUGACCCGGCCCCAACGAGGCACGCCCCGGCCACCGAGGGCCAGAGAGUGGCAGAGAAGAGCAAGUACGAGGCCGCCGUUCCGUUCAACAGCCGGAAAGGGGAUCGGUUCUCUUGA
Messenger RNA from Chaetomium globosum CBS 148.51, 348 nucleotides. RefSeq lists its product as uncharacterized. Lineage: Eukaryota; Fungi; Ascomycota; Sordariomycetes; Sordariales; Chaetomiaceae. The transcript has 3 exons. The record is from RefSeq and is a predicted model, not a curated record. The coding region runs from base 1 to 348 and encodes 115 amino acids.